Molecule: messenger RNA, 1509 nt
Organism: Oncorhynchus kisutch (coho salmon)
Lineage: Eukaryota; Metazoa; Chordata; Actinopteri; Salmoniformes; Salmonidae
Exons: 8
Coding region: 343-1020 (225 amino acids)
Source: RefSeq, a predicted model, not a curated record
AACAAAACUUUGGGCACAGUCUGUUGGGCACAGUCGGACGUUUGUCUUGUCACUCGUUGCAAGCUAGCUCUAAACCUAUAGUCGGUUUUCUCCGCGCUCUUUGCCAGUGUCCAGAUUUGCAACCGCUGUAUAGCUGGAAAUAAAGACAACAUUAGACAUGGACACUGACACAGAUCACCAACAAAACAACGAUGGCAAGUAACUUAGAGGGUCUUCAAAUGUGCAAAGUUGACCAGCAUUUAUUUUGACUAAUUAACUGUUACCGUUAUACUAACGUUAGCUGUGAAGGCCCAGUACUAUUUGGCUAGCUACAUCUCAAAUGCUAAACGAGCAUCUCUAAAAAUGUACCAGGUGAAUGUGUUAGUUGAAGUGCCUAGCGAGCUUGAAGCGAGGCAUAUUAUUGUGUUUGUGUUUUUAGACGUUAACAAUGGUGAUGAUUGUUCAACAAAAGCUGCCCCGACCUCCCAGAUUCCUGGGCUGUCUGAAGAUGCUAACAAUGGUCCUGAGGAGAGGAGUAAAGGGCGCCGUACGGGAGUUAAUGAGUCCGAUUCUGCUUAUACUAAACUGGCUAAACAAGGAGGACAGAGGGGUUUAUUGUGGCAUGAGGAGACCAACUUGGACACCAAACCUAACUCUGCAUCAUCUUACAAGCCUCCUAACUGGUUCUCUGGUUCUCCAAAAGCUAAAGAGCAAGCAAGCCCAACUGAGAGUUUCCAAAACUACAUGUCAACUAAUGCUCCUUUUGGGAGUGAUAAUAAGUCAACUUGGGAAAGGGACUUUGAUGACAAAGAGAAGAUAUCUCCCAACAGCCAAAUGGAGAACUUGUCCUUAGCAUCAGGAAAGAACGAAGAGGCAGCAGGCAAUUUCAAGAAAACCCCAGCAGCCCUGCUACCAAUUGAUGGGGCUGAAGAAAAAUCUCAGAAUUCGAACCCUGUCAACAUGGGUACGCUCUUGAGCUUCGGCUAUUUAGAGGACAAGAAAGGGGCACCCAAUAUGCAUUCAUCAAAUUCCAAGGAGUAGAAAGGAGCAAAGGCAGUUGAGGAUGACUGACUCCUCAAUGUUCACCUCCACAACGUUCCUUCACCGGGGUUUGCCUGUUCAAAACCACAUAUAAUAUAGGUCAAUUAAAGAAGUUAAUUUUGGUUAGAGUUUUAGCACUCUUGUUAUUCCACCUCUGUGUGUGCUUGUUCCAAGAAGUAUACACAAUUGCAAAACUAGAUUCUACGUUAGUUUGCGCUCACAGACCCGUUCUGUGCCUGAAGUUGUUGCUAAUGAACUGCAUUUGCACUGUAACACUAACUUAAUGUAACUUAAUGUAGCCCGAGCUAUGCUCUUGUUUGUCUGUUGUAGUAGUUUUUUUUGGAAUGAUGAUUUGCUUUUUAAAAGGUGUCUGUGGCUUAGAGGGGCUCCUCUAAAAAUGCCUGCUGUUUUGAAGUGUCUUUUUUUUUUUGUGCCUCUGUGGUUGCUAUAAAGAUUUCUGUUUAAAAAUAAAUGUGUUGUGCAUAGGAA